GCUGAGGUGCCAUUGCAUCUCUACAGCUUGAGAUCCCAGUUGUAUUGUUCAAGAGCCUGGAAAUUUUAAUCCUGUCGUCCGUUACCAAACGCCAUGCUUUCGCUCGCUCGCCUUGGGUUCCUUGCGCUUCUUGCUUCAUCAGCAGUGGUCAAAGUAGCCGCCGACGAUGAUAGCACGACCUCUCAGCAUUCCUCGGCCUCCAGAACAGGCUCUCGCUCGAUAGAGACCUUGACAAUUACGGGAACGAACUCUCCGACAAAUAUUGGCCCAGAUGGACUCCCAACGGGCUCAGGCGUCAGCUACAUCUCUUACGCAACCACCGUCACUGUUCCCACCAGCACCUCGACCUCGACCGGUACUUCAACUUUUGGGACAUUGACCGGGUCAGGCAAUUCGAGCACGUCGACAGUAGUCACAGCCACAUCGCAAUCCGUAACGCUCCUGGUAGGCGGGAAGCUGACAACUACGGCGGUGCUAAAUGGCACAUUAUCAUCCAAUGCGACAGCCACAAUGACGGGCAAUUCCACGAGCACUUCGACUUCAGCAGCACCCACCAAUACUCAACCUUGCAAUGGCUGGCCCGAGUUUUGUGAACGCAAGUAUAGCAACAUCACUCAGGUCGCCGCCCAUAAUUCCAUGUUCGACCGACCUGGAAAUGCUGCAAGCAAUCAGGCAUUGGACGUCCUGACUCAACUUGAUGACGGAAUCCGAAUGUUGCAAGGCCAAGCACAUCUCGUCAAUGGUACCAUGUAUUUUUGCCAUACCAAUUGCGAUAUCCUCAACGCAGGACCGGUCGAAGCAUACCUCCGCAAAGUAAAUGAAUGGGUGCUAACGCAUCCGUACGAUGUCGUCACUAUACUGCUUGGAAACGGAGACUAUGUGGACGUUGGCAACUUCUCGACAGCUUUUGAAAAUUCUGGCAUUGCCAAAUUCGCAUACCAGCCGCCCAAAAUUCCCAUGGGAAUUGACGACUGGCCAACCCUUACAAGCAUGAUCCUCACCGGCAAGCGGGUUGUCGUUUUCAUGGACUACCAGGCAAACCAGACAAAAGUGCCCUACAUUCUCGAUGAAUUCAGUCAGAUGUGGGAGACUCCCUUUUCUCCAACGGACCGCGAUUUUCCAUGCGACCUGCAGCGUCCGCCCAAGCUCAGCCCAGACGAUGCCAAGAAGCGCAUGUACAUGGCCAACCACAAUCUCAAUACCGAAAUCAACAUUGCCACUCUCGGCGUCAACAUGCUUGUCCCUAGUAACGUUCUGCUCAACGUAACCAACAAUGUUACAGGAUAUGGCAGUCUGGGUCUGAUGGCCAACAGUUGCGAGACUCAAUGGGGACGCGCACCAAAUUUCCUUCUUGUCGACUAUUACAACGUUGAUAAUGGUACCGUCUUUGAGGUCGCCGCCAAGCAUAACAAUGUUACUUACAGCGGUCCAUGCUGCGGUCUUGCUCGCUCUGCCGCUUUCCGUCUCGAAGGUUCGAUUUUCAUCGCCACGGUCGUAGCUGCUACGGCCAUUUUAGCUCUCAUUUUGCCGUAAAGCGAUUCGUGGGGUAUCCGAAAGAUCCUACUUGCUCCUUUCUCGUUCUUUGUGAUUAUUUUGAGCUGCCUUUGGGCCGCUUUUUGUUUAAAGAUGCUCUCCUCCAGUUCUUGCC
Messenger RNA from Xylona heveae TC161, 1648 nucleotides. RefSeq names its product PLC-like phosphodiesterase. The transcript has 4 exons. The record is from RefSeq and is a predicted model, not a curated record. The coding region runs from base 94 to 1533 and encodes 479 amino acids. Gene Ontology annotation, molecular function: phosphoric diester hydrolase activity. Gene Ontology annotation, biological process: lipid metabolic process. Lineage: Eukaryota; Fungi; Ascomycota; Xylonomycetes; Xylonales; Xylonaceae.